AUGGCGGGUGUGGUGUCCGGGUACCCCCUGGACACGCUAAGAAUACGUCUUCAACAGCCUACCAACGCUAAUGCGUCGGCCUUCGGCCUACUCCGCAACAUCGUUUCCGCCGAAGGACCUGCCGCAUUAUACAGAGGCAUGGGUGCACCUUUGGUCUCCGUCAGCUUUCAGUUCUUGGUACAGAAUGCCAUUGUCUUCCAAAUCUAUGGAGCCUUUUCACGAGCACUUCAUUCACCCACCAAAACCAUGGAACCUCCUCCCUAUACAGGUGUUGCACUGGCAGGAUUAGGAACCGGAGUUGUGCAGAGCUUUCUGCUCAGUCCUGUUGAGCUUGUCAAAAUACGUCUCCAGUUGAGGACAGGUGGGCAGUCGCACAACCUUCCAAGUGAUCGAGAAAAAACCCCAAUGAGCUUAGCGAAAGGCAUCUUGAGGAGGGAUGGGGUGAGGGGGAUGUAUCGAGGGUUGACAGUCACCACACUACGAGAUGGACCUGCACAUGCCUUCUACUUCUGGACGUACGAGUAUGCACGAGAGCAGCUUCACCCAGGCUGCCGGAAGAGCGGGCAGGAGAGCGUAAGAACCAUGCUGGUUGCAGGAGGGCUGGCGGGGGUCGCCAGUUGGGUGUGUUGCUAUCCCUUGGAUGUAGUCAAAACUAGGCUCCAGUCUCAAUCCCAGACGGAUAAUCCUCCACCCAAAUAUCGUGGAAUUGUUGAUUGCUUCUACAAGAGUGUACAGGAAGAGGGUUAUCGCGUGCUGUGGCGAGGAUUGGGGACUGCUGUUUAUCGGUCUUUCUUGGUGAACGGGGCAGUCUUUGCUGCCUUUGAGUUAUCUUUGCGUUGCUUAUUUAGCAACAGCGACAGCAGCCAUGGAAGCACUCAAACACAAGAAAACAAGCUCUAAGCAUUCCUUGAGGUGAUUCUAAAUAAAUGUGUAAUGUAAUAAUUUAUAAAUCAAGGUGGGUAUAUCUUCAGUUAAGCAUUUAUAGGUUAUGAUCGAGAGAAGAUAACCCAAUUAUCAGUUAUUACAGAGAAGGAUGUAAAUA
This is a messenger RNA of Nelumbo nucifera (sacred lotus), 1042 nucleotides long. The record is from RefSeq and is a predicted model, not a curated record. NCBI's taxonomy places the organism in Eukaryota, Viridiplantae, Streptophyta, Magnoliopsida, Proteales, Nelumbonaceae.